Messenger RNA from Manihot esculenta (cassava), 926 nucleotides. RefSeq names its product 30S ribosomal protein S9, chloroplastic. The transcript has 2 exons. Gene Ontology annotation, biological process: translation. The record is from RefSeq and is a predicted model, not a curated record. Gene Ontology annotation, cellular component: plastid small ribosomal subunit; ribosome; mitochondrial small ribosomal subunit. Lineage: Eukaryota; Viridiplantae; Streptophyta; Magnoliopsida; Malpighiales; Euphorbiaceae. The coding region runs from base 114 to 734 and encodes 206 amino acids. Gene Ontology annotation, molecular function: RNA binding; structural constituent of ribosome.
ACAUUAUCCCCUUCGACCGGUUUCGCCUGCUCAAAUACUUCCUCAGCUAGCUCACGGCAGUACACCACAACUGUCACCAGUGUCCCUCGCUGAAGCUCCAUACUCAAAUCAAAAUGUCAAUCUCAAUCUCCUCACUCACCUCUUCAUUAUCUUCGCUUUCUUUCUCUUCUCAGAUUUCGCAAAAACCAAACACCCUCUCAUUUUCCCGUUCAAAAUCCCUUCCUCUCUCGCUCUCUUCCAAACCUGCUCGUCUUCUUGUCUCCGCCACGGUUGCUUCGCCCGUGGAAUCCGAGGCUACCGAUCUUAAGAAGUUAGUUAAGUCGAGGCUACCCGGUGGAUUCGCUGCCCAACCUAUCUUCGGCACUGGUCGCCGUAAAUGCGCCAUUGCUCGAGUCGUUCUUCAAGAAGGCACAGGCAACAUUAUCAUCAAUUACCGCGAUGCCAAGGAAUAUCUUCAAGGUAACCCUUUAUGGCUUCAAUACAUAAAAGUCCCAUUGUUAACUCUGGGUUAUGAGAGCAGCUACGAUGUAUUUGUCAAAGCUCAUGGGGGUGGCCUCUCUGGUCAGGCGCAAGCAAUCUCCCUUGGCAUCGCCCGUGCAUUGCUAAAGGUGAGUGAGAGCCAUAGACCCCCUUUGAAAAAGGAAGGGCUACUGACCAGGGAUUCAAGAGUAGUUGAGAGGAAGAAGGUUGGUCUGAAGAAAGCUCGCAAGGCCCCACAGUUCUCCAAGCGUUGAAGUUUAAUGUUAUUGUUUUACACGUUUAAUUAGCAGCUUUUGUUUGUGUAGAUCUCUAUCGCGCUGUAUUUAAGCAAAUAUUAUUUUACUUUAGCAAUUCAUUGAUGAAGUGAGAUUUGCAUUGCAAAACAGAAAAUUUUUAUGAGAAAUUCUCAUUCUUUUAAAUAGAAUAUGUAAUAAUUUUAAGUAGAA